This is a messenger RNA of Helianthus annuus (common sunflower), 645 nucleotides long. Its product is annotated as probable phospholipid-transporting ATPase 4. Gene Ontology annotation, biological process: phospholipid translocation. Gene Ontology annotation, cellular component: plasma membrane. Gene Ontology annotation, molecular function: nucleotide binding; ATPase-coupled intramembrane lipid carrier activity. The record is from RefSeq and is a predicted model, not a curated record. NCBI's taxonomy places the organism in Eukaryota, Viridiplantae, Streptophyta, Magnoliopsida, Asterales, Asteraceae. The transcript is spliced from 4 exons. The coding region runs from base 1 to 645 and encodes 214 amino acids.
AUGGUGGUGGUGGUCCGUUCAUCCAUUGAAAGAGGGGGGGUGACCGGAAUACCAGCUCCGACAGUGAGUUUACAAAAUGUCACUUCACUAUACAGCAUCAUCUUUGAUCGUUUAUCCAAAAACGGAAGAUUAUAUGAGGAAGCCACCAAAAAGCAUUUAAAUGAAUAUGCAGAAGCCGGGUUACGUACACUAGCAUUUGCUUACAGAAAGCUUGACAUUUCUGAAUAUUCUUCUUGGAACGGUGAAUUUUCAAAAGCCAAAACUUCCAUCGGUGGUGAACGAGACACAAUGCUUGAACAUUUAUCUGACAUAAUGGAAAAAGACCUAAUUCUUGUUGGCGCAACCGCCGUGGAGGAUAAACUUCAGCAAGGGGUACCCCAAUGUAUUGAUAAACUGGCACAAGCUGGUUUAAAACUAUGGGUUCUUACUGGCGAUAAGAUGGAAACCGCAAUCAACAUAGGAUUUGCUUGCAGUUUACUUCGGCAGGGGAUGAAGCAGAUACGUAUAACAACAAAUGUGGACCACACUUCUAAUAUGGUAAUUGUUCAUCACCACCAAAUGAAAGCUUCCGAAACAAGAUCAUCUUCAACGUUCAUCUCCUGCAACUUCUGUUCGAAACAUAACUUCCCGAAAAACCGAUUCUGA